Molecule: messenger RNA, 450 nt
Organism: Nanorana parkeri
Lineage: Eukaryota; Metazoa; Chordata; Amphibia; Anura; Dicroglossidae
Gene: TAC1
Product: tachykinin precursor 1
Exons: 5
Coding region: 39-368 (109 amino acids)
Biological process (GO): tachykinin receptor signaling pathway
Source: RefSeq, a predicted model, not a curated record
GUCAGGUCGAGGGGUCCUUUUGUGAGAGCGGAGACAGAAUGAAGAUCCUCGUAGCUUUUGCUGUCAUUAUGUUGGUUUCGGCGCAAGUGUUUGCGGCAGAAAUAGGACUUAAUGAUGAGCCGGAGUGGUACAGCGACCAGAUCCAGGAGGAUCUGCCCGUGUUUGAAAAUUUUCUACCGAGGAUCGCAAGGAAACCCAAUCCAGACAGGUUCUACGGCUUAAUGGGAAAAAGGAACAAUGGAUUUGGUCAGAUAUCCCGCAAACGGUAUAAAUCAGAUUCCUUUUAUGGACUUAUGGGCAAAAGAUCUUUAUUUUCUGGAUCAGCAGAAAGAAACACGAUACAUAACUACGAAAGAAGACGCAAAUGAGAUAUCCUCCCCGGUUGCAUUGGCCAGGCUUCAUUCCCUGAGACAGAAGAUGAAGUGUAAUAUAAUAUAUCCAGUGUAAAAU